AUGCUUGCAGUUUUUGACAAAUCUGUGGCCAAAUGUCCAGAGGGUCUGCAGAGCCCUCAAUCCAACUCAGUUUCAGCACUCAAAGAUGCUUUUCUGGCUCAACACUUUACCUCUGUUCACCCUGCUUCUGUCACCCUCAAUCUUUCCUCCUCUGCUCUCGUGGCCUAUGCUCCUAACAAACACAAUCCUUUACUCCCAAGGCUAUUUGCAGUUGUGGAUGACAUCUUCUGCUUGUUUCAAGGCCACAUUGAGAAUGUUGCCAAUCUUAAGCAACAAUAUGGAUUGAACAAAACAGCAAAUGAGGCGAUCAUUGUCAUUGAGGCUUACAGAACUCUAAGAGACCGCGGUCCUUAUCCGGCUGACCAGGUUGUGAGAGAUUUCCAUGGAAAAUUUGCAUUUAUCCUGUUUGACAGUGGUUCCAAAACUGCAUUUGUUGCUGCUGAUGCUGAUGGGAGUGUUCCCUUCUUAUGGGGAACUGAUGCUGAUGGAAAUCUUGUUCUUUCAGAUGAUCCAGAUAUUUUAAGUAAAAGCUGUGGGAAAUCUUCUGCACCAUUCCCUAAAGGAUGCUUCUUUACAACAUCUGGAGGUUUGAGGAGUUUUGAGCAUCCGCUAAACGAGCUGAAGCCUGUACCAAGGGUUGACAGUUCUGGUCAGGUGUGUGGUGCAACUUUCAAGGUGGAUGCUGAAACUAAGAAGGAAACAGUUGGCAUGCCAAGAGUUGGGAGUGCUGCUAACUGGUCUUCUAAUUACUGA
Molecule: messenger RNA, 753 nt
Organism: Sphenostylis stenocarpa
Lineage: Eukaryota; Viridiplantae; Streptophyta; Magnoliopsida; Fabales; Fabaceae
Source: the annotation of a GenBank genome assembly